Messenger RNA from Rhodofomes roseus, 838 nucleotides. RefSeq lists its product as uncharacterized. The coding region runs from base 1 to 474 and encodes 157 amino acids. Lineage: Eukaryota; Fungi; Basidiomycota; Agaricomycetes; Polyporales; Fomitopsidaceae. The transcript is spliced from 3 exons. The record is from RefSeq and is a predicted model, not a curated record.
AUGGCUAACGUCUCUCUCGGCCACGGCCCCAUCGUCAUCCCGCUCACCGAAUGGGUGGAGAACCGCAUCUCUGCUAUCUACAAGGCGCCCAACCAGAGGGAAUUCAGCACCGCGUUCGAUGAGUUCGUCGACGAGCACGCGCACAUCACCGUGAACGGCAAGCAGCUCAACCGUGACCAGUACAAGGAGCUGUUCCAGGGUGAGCGCGCCCUCGAGUCGUCUGCCACCGUCUCUUUCCUCGGCGCGGUGGAGGUUCCGGCCAACAAGAAGGAGCACCAGUCGGCCGGGCAUGUCGGUGUCUACUACAAGGCGAUCGUCUACGAGAGGCUCGUCUUCGGCGCCGAUCGGGAGUCUCGCACUGUCAACUCGUCCCUCAACGUCGUUGUGAAGGACGGCGGCAACCUGGAGGGACACAGGGUCACCGGCGUCGACCAGGUCAUCAUCAGCGAGCCCAACCCCGUUCGCUUCCAUUGAGCGGCCCGCAGACUGGAUUCGUACAGCGACUCCCAGCUCCCGAUGUACAAACAUGUUAUGGUUUGACCUCGUAUGCGAUAUUGUGUACCAAUAUAAUGUAUGCGCUAUGAGCCUACUCUCAUGUGACUCUGAAACCUGUGUCGAACUCCUCAACUACGAAUAUCGAAUCGUACUCGUCGCAGCCUCGCGACAAGCCACGGAACACUUCGUUACUUCGAGCUACGGAGCGUGUUUGAUCGGCCUAAAAAAGCAAUAUCCGACGAAGCAGCACAUUAAGCCACCAAAACUGGGAUGUAUCCGUAACUAUUUGGAUCGGAAACGCGCAUCUGGUUCAGUCGCGUAUUGAGUGUGUGCGAUGUCAUUA